AUGCAAGCACCACAUCCAUAUGGCAUGCCGCCGGCCCAGCCAUCGGUGGGCGCACCGCAACCGAAGAGGUAUGACGGGGAAAACGGCCAGCCAAAGUACAACACCGAGCAUGGAGGACACUAUGGCGCGAGCGCAGCAAUCGCAGCUCAAGGCCAUGCGCCGCCAGCAGAGACCUUCACUGGGCACUGGGCGAAUGUAUCGCAAGGACUCAAUGGGCCGUAUCGAGACAUCCUCAACACGUACUGGCAAAACCAAGUGUCGAAGCUGGAGACCGAAGAGCACGACUACAAGCUGCACCAGCUGCCGCUCGCGCGCAUCAAGAAGGUGAUGAAGGCCGACCCGGAGGUUAAGAUGAUCAGCGCCGAAGCCCCCAUCCUCUUCGCCAAGGGCUGCGACAUCUUCAUCACCGAGCUCACCAUGCGCGCCUGGAUCCACGCCGAGGAGAACAAGCGGCGCACCCUGCAGCGCAGCGACAUCGCGUCGGCGUUGGCCAAGAGCGACAUGUUCGACUUCCUCAUCGAUAUCGUCCCUAGGGAAGACGCGACGCCGCAACACAAGAGACGGCCAGAGUUCAGCGCGGUAGGUACGUACGCCGACCCGUCGGGAAGCGCAACAGCCGGCGCCAGCGGUGUGCCAGGGCAAGAGCAAGCGCAGAUGGGCGGCCAGCCAGAAUUCGCCGGCAUGGAUCAACAGCACAUGCCACAACCCCAGUACCAGCAGCAGAUGGGCGCCUAUCCGCCACCACAACCCCAGCAACAGCAGUACGGCGGGCAGCAGCUGUUUGAUCCGAAUAUGUACCAACCGCAGGCCCCGUACCCGGGGAUGCCAAUGCAGCAGAUGCCGCAGCAAGCAGUGAGUGUGCCCCAGCCCAGAUUCUGGGAAUAUCCGGAUAGAGUGGGGAGGCUAACGCUCAAGUUCCCGUCGCCGAAGAUGUACGCGCCACCGCAGCACCGACCGCAGCAGGAGGGCGAGGUGGAGGGUGGUGAGUAUGGGUAUAAUAACGGUUAG
This is a messenger RNA of Saxophila tyrrhenica, 1008 nucleotides long. It is a transcript of the gene HAP5, whose product is annotated as CCAAT- binding transcription factor component. The coding region runs from base 1 to 1008 and encodes 335 amino acids. NCBI's taxonomy places the organism in Eukaryota, Fungi, Ascomycota, Dothideomycetes, Mycosphaerellales, Extremaceae. The transcript is spliced from 2 exons. The record is from RefSeq and is a predicted model, not a curated record. Gene Ontology annotation, cellular component: CCAAT-binding factor complex; nucleus. Gene Ontology annotation, biological process: regulation of transcription by RNA polymerase II. Gene Ontology annotation, molecular function: protein heterodimerization activity; RNA polymerase II cis-regulatory region sequence-specific DNA binding; DNA-binding transcription activator activity, RNA polymerase II-specific.